Molecule: messenger RNA, 985 nt
Organism: Cucurbita moschata (crookneck pumpkin)
Lineage: Eukaryota; Viridiplantae; Streptophyta; Magnoliopsida; Cucurbitales; Cucurbitaceae
Product: golgin candidate 6-like
Exons: 4
Coding region: 1-411 (136 amino acids)
Biological process (GO): intracellular protein transport; transcytosis; endoplasmic reticulum to Golgi vesicle-mediated transport
Cellular component (GO): endoplasmic reticulum; ER to Golgi transport vesicle membrane; Golgi stack
Source: RefSeq, a predicted model, not a curated record
AUGGGUAUACUUUGGCUAACUAAUAUAGAUAAGAACAGAAAAAUUAUAACACGGGACUCACUGAUCUCUGAGCAUCCCAAAAAUAUUGAUGCUAUUGCAUGCACACUCCUUGGAGACAAUGUGCUGCAAGAGCCUGCCCUGAAUUCAAUUCUUAGGAUCACUUUGCGGACAUCAAGUACCCAAGAAUACUUUGCAGUUGAUUAUGUUUUCAAGUGCUUUUGUGAGAAAAAUUCUGAUGGGCAAACAAUGUUGGCAUCCACUUUAAUUCCUCAACCACAGUCCAUGAUCCAUGCACCACUUGAGGAGGAUGUGAACAUGUCAUUCGGAAGCAUGCUCUUACGUAGUCUUACUUUGAGCGAAAACAAUGGGGAUCUAGAGGUAAUGUAUAUUUUAAUAUCAAGGGAAUGUUGAAAUAUAUGAUAUGGUACGAGUGCUGCAUCACAAAGUAUCAGUAGUUCUUGGAUGUCCCCGAAGGUUUAUUCACAAGUAUCCUGAGUUCAAUAAUGACAACAAGAGCUGCCAGUGUUCUUACUCGUGUGAUUAAGAACAACAAUCAGUGCAACUAUGCCAUCCUUUGGAGAUCCUGAACCUCUGAUGCAUCGAAUGGUGAAGUAUUUGGCUGUUGCCUCUUCUAUGAAAAACAGAAAUGGGAAGUUCCGACAAGGUCUACGGCUGCUAGUAUGGCUGAAUUAAGGCAGAAGCAAGGGAAGAAGCUCUGAAGGAGAGUGAGACUGAAGUGAAUGACUUGCAUGUGUGCCUCGUGCAAGAACAAAGCAAGGCUAUUGGAGUUCGGAGAGGAUGUUGAUAAACUUCUUGAAGGAAUCGGAGAUGACCACGGGCUGCCUAACGACGACGAAGAUGACGGAGAUGAAACCUGAUAUGCUGUAUGUGAUGCUCCUGUGCCUUAACAGAUUAUAUAUUAUCAAGUUUAUAACAAUUUAAUCUAUUAACUUUUAAUAAAUAAUAGUUUGAUUUUUUUUUUUCA